CCCAUCCCGUCUGCCUUUCAGCUGAUGAUGCAUGUGGCAGAAUAGGCUUGGAGAGCAUUGCUAUAGCAACCGCAAACAGAAAGGCACUUCAGAGCAAUCUCAAAGAGGAAAUGUGACCUGGGCCAUUACACAUCUACAAGCCCUACAAGACAACCGGAUCACUUCUAAAGGUGAGCAGCAGAGGGCCGGUGAAAGCGACGAGUAUGUCGUGGUUUAGCUGGAACGAGCCGUACUAUCGGAGCCCACGACGUGAGCCCUCUGAAGUGGUUACGGACACACUGAUGCUGGAGCUGAGCUGGCAGAUGAAGGAGGCCGAGAGGCUGCAGCGGGAGCGAGACAAUGAAUAUCGGCGGCUGAAGAGCGGCGUGGACUACAGCUGGCUCGUGAGCACCCCGCGCAGCUCAUUUGACAUCAGUCAAGGAGAGAGACUCGGUCUUGAGGACCUGUGUAGCAAAGUACCACCAUCAUACUGCGGAUCGGUAAUACAAAGGUUUCGGCAGGUGCUGAUGGAGAAUGAGCCUGAGCUGCAGGAGGUUUCUGGACUCUUCCGCUCUGUGCUUUUGGAAACACUUGAGCGUGUUCAUGAGGAGCAGGAGGCUCAGCGUCUGACCCACCAGUGGAACAACAGACGCUCCAUAAGCCUGUCGCUGAUGAGCUUCAAGUCUCGCGUGCGGAUCAACCCUUUCGGCAGCACCUUGGGACUGAAAUCAAACAGUUAUGGCUCGGAGGAAGAUGGAGAAGAUGUCAAGACUGUGUGUGGGGAUGUUGAGAAGGGCUUUGGUCAGACAACAGAGAAAGUGCAGCGUGUGUGGAGCAUGCCAGAGUUCCGACACAAGGGAAUCAAUGGCAAAGCUUGAGUGUCUGGGAGUGGGAUUCAGCAGGAUCUGGUCCAGACUGUCUGAUAUUCCCAGCAUCACCUUCACUUUCAGUGUAUUUAUAUUUCCAGAAGUGUGGAGGUAAGAGGUAUGUUGAUGUUGGGAAAUAAAACUCAAGUCUUAUAAGCAAAGCACCAUAAACCAAUAAAUCUGUUACAAGGACUAUAUCAAAAAGCCACACUUUUCAUUUUUGACUAAAUGUGCAUAUAUGCAGUAAAUUCCUAAAACAGGAAACCAUAUAUAUUCCUGAUCACUCACCAUCAGUUUCACAGUAUAUGACAAGUUAUUCUGAAAUAGUACAGCUGCCUAAUGUAUCUUGUGAACUUU
Sinocyclocheilus rhinocerous is the source of this 1202-nucleotide messenger RNA. RefSeq names its product protein RD3-like. The coding region runs from base 204 to 857 and encodes 217 amino acids. The transcript has 3 exons. The record is from RefSeq and is a predicted model, not a curated record. Lineage: Eukaryota; Metazoa; Chordata; Actinopteri; Cypriniformes; Cyprinidae.